GACGGAAAGCCAAUGACUUUGGUGAAGAUUUGUGGGCUGAAAGACGUUGAGAGUGCUCUUGUGGCCCUGGACUCCGGUGCUGACCUCGUCGGGUUUAUCAUGGUGCCCAACAGAGACCGUACUGUGGAUCCUGAGGUUGCCUCUUCAAUAGCUCAGCUGUGUAAGGAGAGACAAUCUAUGUCCAGCAUAGACCUCCUCAGCAACCUCGAUAAGGCCCAUUGGACCGAGUCUGCUUACAAGUUGAUAGCUGAGAAUGGUCCAUACGCCGUUGGAGUGUUUCGUAAUCAAUCGGUGGAAGAUAUCAACAACGCUGUUGAGUCACUGGGACUUGACUUUGUCCAACUCCACGGCUCUGAGCCGAGAAGUGAGUACAUAGCAAAGAUCAAAGUGCCUGUGAUCACCAGAUUCGUUCCAAAUGAUAAGGAGAUUGCCAAUGUAAACCUUGCCAGUCAGAUUCUGACGCUAUUUGACUCAGAAGCCGGUGGUGAAGGCACAACAUUGAAUUGGACUGAGUUGAAUCAGUGGGGCGAGGAAUCAGGGUCCACUUAUGUGUUGGCAGGUGGAUUGACACCUCUGAACGUUGGUGAUGCUGUCAACAUCAAGGGAGUCAUUGGUGUUGACGUGAGUAGUGGUGUCGAGACAGAUGGUGUGAAGGACCAUGAAAAGAUUAGACGUUUUGUACAGGCUGCGAAACAAAAAUAA
Messenger RNA from Williopsis jadinii, 702 nucleotides. It is a transcript of the gene TRP1, whose product is annotated as phosphoribosylanthranilate isomerase TRP1. The coding region runs from base 13 to 702 and encodes 229 amino acids. The record is from RefSeq and is a predicted model, not a curated record. The transcript has a single exon. Gene Ontology annotation, molecular function: phosphoribosylanthranilate isomerase activity. NCBI's taxonomy places the organism in Eukaryota, Fungi, Ascomycota, Saccharomycetes, Phaffomycetales, Wickerhamomycetaceae. Gene Ontology annotation, biological process: L-tryptophan biosynthetic process.